CAUUGACGUGUAUCGACAAGUCCUCUAUUACUUUCCACGAUGAGUGAGCCGCAGCGAAUCCUCAUCGUAGGCGGGGGCCAGGGUAUCGGCUGGGAGGUGACCAAAUCCAUCCUGAGACUUUCUCCUCAAGCACGCAUUGCCGUUUUUGGGAUCCAUCUGGAAGAGGAAGUACAAAACCUACCGACCACGGCCAAUGGCCGUGUGCCGGUUGUUUCUGAGGGCGAUAUAACAUCCGAGAAUGACCGCCAAUUGCUUGUUAAAGAAUGCUUGGAGGAGAUGGGUGGUAUUGACACGCUUGUUUUUACCGCGGGGGUCAUUACGCCGAUCGAGCGAAUCGAGAAGCUAAACAUGGAGGAUGUGAAGAGGACCUUCGACGUAAACGUCUUUGGGUGCAUGGCAAUGUGCCAGCUGUGUCUCCCGUACCUCCGCCAGUCACGGAUCAAAAACCCUACGAACGUAGCAUACGGGAAGGCCAUCAUCCUUUCUUCUGGAUGCGACAAAGAGAUCUCCUACCACGGUUGGAUGCCAUAUUGUACUACCAAAGCAGCGCUCACACGCUUCAUCGAGAUGCUUGCGCACGAAGAGCCUCUCCUUACAGUACAGGGCGUGUAUCCGAAGCUGACGCGCACGAAAAUGCCCGAGGACAUAAUUGCAGGCAAGUACAAAGGAGUCAUGGCUGACCAUGAGAUCGAGAAGUUCAGGGUCUGGAACGAAAUUGGGGACGAGAUGGUGGAGCCACCGGAGUGGUGCGGAGAAGCUGUUGGGAAGCUGGCUCUAGGGCUGUAUCCCGGAGGAAAGAGCGGGGAGUCUUUGGACUACGAUAUACAUGUCCCCGUUGGGCUGCGUAGAAAAUGACGUAGAUGUAUAGCACGAAGUGACUUCGAGUGAAGGUGUUCUGGAGGUUGAAGUCACUGUCUAACUUGAUUGGGAAUAGCAGCGGAGUGGGCGCGGUGCUUUCCGUCUGAGCAUACAUGGCGCCUUUCAUGCUUACACCAUGCCCAACACGCCAU
Paraphaeosphaeria sporulosa is the source of this 1010-nucleotide messenger RNA. RefSeq names its product NAD(P)-binding protein. Gene Ontology annotation, cellular component: intracellular anatomical structure. Gene Ontology annotation, molecular function: oxidoreductase activity, acting on NAD(P)H, oxygen as acceptor. The record is from RefSeq and is a predicted model, not a curated record. Bases 40 to 855 code for a protein of 271 amino acids. Lineage: Eukaryota; Fungi; Ascomycota; Dothideomycetes; Pleosporales; Didymosphaeriaceae. The transcript is spliced from 2 exons.